AUGGCCGACACCAAACCCGACCUCCCCAAGCGGCCUACCACCUACUCAUCCGCACGCUCUCCGCCAGCGACGGCUACACAACGAGUGGCCCAACGGCAGACGAGUUCUCAGACUCUCAAUGGCUCCCUCUCGCCCGCCCCAACCCUCGACCGGCGCCGCUCUUCGCUCCUCAGCUACACCUCGAUCGACACCCUCGCACCGGACAUCAUCAAUCCCACCACAAGCCGUCCAGGAACUGCUCAAGAUGACCAAGAAGUCACGCACUGGCACUCGACGCCGCUGGCAUUUGCCAUACUGCCGGCAGUUGCGGGGCUGCUCUUCAAGAAUGGAAGUGCGUUUGCGACGGAUGCGCUGCUGUUGGGGUUGGCGGCGGUGUUUAUGAAUUGGAGCAUUCGGUUGCCUUGGGACUGGUACUAUUCUGCGCAGGUGCAGCGAAGGGUGGCAGGAUGGGAGGACACGGAUGGCCUGGACGGCGCUGAGGCCGACGAGACGGCUGUUGAGACCGAAUCUUCGGAAAGCAACUCUCCAAAAGACCAGCCAGAUGUACAAACCGACGCAGACCAAGACACCACGUCCUCACCACCGAGCAAGGAAGCAGCAGCCUCGGAGCUCCGCCGCCAGGAAUUGCUCGCCCUUCUUUCUACCUUCGCCUUUCCAGUCAUGGCCGCCUACCUGAUCCAUGUCAUCCGCGCCCAACUUUCAACUCCUUCCACUGGCCUUGUCUCUGAUUUCAACCUUGCCAUUUUCCUGCUUGCGGCUGAGAUCCGUCCCUGUCGCCAGCUCGUCCGCCUCAUCACAGCCCGCACUUGGCAUCUCCAACGGACAGUCACCGGCCUUAACGACCCUUUCUCUGGUGGACUGGAAUCCAAGUCUACGAUCGAGACCCUCCUCUCUCGCGUCUCGGACCUGGAAGCCAAGCUGUCUGAUCACACCGUCGUCCCACAAACUACGUCUCUGGCACAAAAGCACGACGUUUCCGACCUCUCGACCGAACUCCGCAAGCGCUACGAACCCCGCCUCGAAAGCCUGGAACGCGCAAUGCGGCGGUACGAGAAGCGAGCGGCUACAAUGGCCAUGCAAGUCGAGCAGCGCUUUGGCACGUUGGAAGGGAACAUGCAAGACACGCUCAGUCUUGCUGCGCAGGCGGCGAGGCAGAGUCAGAAUCGUGGCGUCCUCGCGAAGAUGCUGGAGACAGUCAGUGUGGUUGUAGCGUUGCCGAUGAAGGUGAUGUGGGGAGUGGUGAUAUGGCCGGUGACGGUUGUUGAGGAGGCGUAUGCAAAGAUGAAAGCGAUUCUGGUUGGGCCGCCGGCGGUGAAGGUGAAGAAGGUGGAUGGUGGGAGGAGAGCAGUGGGGAAGGACGAUGCUCACACCUUGUUGAUGCGCUCGAAGACGCGGUUGCGACUGCCAGGCAAGAGCAAGGUCGAGUUGCGAUGCUCCUUCCGCGUUGAUAUGGGACGAAAGUGGAUCCUUGGACCUCAAGUUCAGCUUUCAGACACCAGCACUCACGGAGAACAAUAUCACCAACCUCACGCCCCCACGUCGGCCCUGCACGCAAUGGCUACACCUCCAACCAUGGCAGUAACAGGCCCCGCCGCCACCGCCGUACCUGAAUGGCUCGGGAUGCCAAUCAGAUACGCCAUCGAGACCUUCCUCCGCUACACCACCAGCAACGUCCCGACCACCGACCGCACCGUCUGCAUCAACCUCUCCCGCACCAGCUUCAACCUCACCCUCUUCAGCAUCACCAUUCGCAUGUACCUCGGGAUCCGCCGGGAAGCAGGCAGAAACGCCCACCGCAAGACCUUGAUGUUGGCGUACAUCUCGGUAGCGAUAUCUGGGGCUCUGAGCUGGUUUCUCAUCAACAUGCAGUAUGCACUCGUCACGCUGCAGCUGCCGGAGGGGAUGGAGUGGGGUGGUGUUGGAGUUACGUUCAAUCACCGCAUUGUGGUGAUGGUGGGAGUCGUUUGGGAGUCGUACAAGUAUUACAAGACGGAUGAGGGUGAGAUGGAGCCUUUGGGAGGAGAAAGGGAAAGGAAGGAAGUGGAGGGCAAGGAUUGCUAG
Saxophila tyrrhenica is the source of this 2061-nucleotide messenger RNA. RefSeq lists its product as uncharacterized. The transcript is spliced from 3 exons. The record is from RefSeq and is a predicted model, not a curated record. The coding region runs from base 1 to 2061 and encodes 686 amino acids. NCBI's taxonomy places the organism in Eukaryota, Fungi, Ascomycota, Dothideomycetes, Mycosphaerellales, Extremaceae.